UUCGGGGCUCCGGGACUGUAGGGGACCCUUCCAGUCCCCAGAGCCGAGGCCAGCAGGAACAGAGACUAUGAGGCAAGCAGCCCACCGACCCAGGCCUCCUUAAGACCAGCCCAGCCGCCUAGCAAGCUGGCGAGCAGCAGCGGGGAGAGGAGCAGGAGAUAAAGGACCACGGCAGACCUUUGGGGAUCACCCCAGCAGCUCCUGUGGACCCUAGCCAGGCUGAGGGGUCGUGAUGGGUGGUCAGACUCACAGACGCUGACGGACACACCAUGACAGCGAUGCACCCAGCAGCACAGCACUGAGACACUCAGAUACAACCGGUGACAGCAUCACACACUGCCACAGCCCUGCAAUACAGACAGCCACACACAGAGAAACAACUGGUAACUCUGAAACAGGCACACACAGUGACACACAGAACCACUACCCCCGGCACGCACAAGUGGGGGCACCCAUCCUCCAAACACACACACAGCAGCGCUGACCGGCACAGGCAGACCUGGAGACACACGCACACCCUCACCCGGGCACUGCUGCCGGUGGCCUCCGCACAUCCUCCCCACCCCCACGGGGACACCCUUGCUCCUCCACACACUUGCGCGCACACACAGCCACGAACAAACACAGCUCGCAUACCCCCAGCUCAGCUCUGGCAGCCCCGACUCCUGCAGCCUCCUUUGUGGGUGAGGAAGAACUCAGUCAACCUUGGAUGGAGCUGCGGUGAAGCCAAGAGCUCAGAGAGGAAAGGGUCUGGCCUGGCGUGACCCUCACCAGCCCCUCCACCUGGCUGGGUGAUGUCCCCCUGCCCGGGUCCUGGGGACCCUUGGCAGAACCAUGGAGCAACUGACACCCCUCCCACGGCCGGGGGACCCCGGAAACAUGGAGCCAUGGGCACUGCCCGCCUGGCAGAGCUGGACUCCAGGCCAGGGGGGCGAACCUGGAGGUGCAUCCCCGAGCAUGGCCGAUACUCUGGCAGCUCUGCGUGUUGGAGAACCGAGGCCUGAGGAGAGCUCCGAGCCCGAGGGAGCCCGAAGCCCCGGGCCUGUGGGUGGAAUCCAGCCUGAAAGAACAGAAACUGGGCUGCCCAGCCCCGGGCCGGGAGCAUUGAGCUCUGGACCCAGCUGCCAGAGGCUGGAGGACAAGGAGGUGGAGGCUUUCUCUAAGGGCAAGCUGAAAAUGGGCUUUGGGGACAGGCCCAAUCUGGAGCUGCUGAGGGCCGUGGGGGAGCUGCAGCAGCGCUGUGCCAUCCUUAAGGAGGAGAACCAGAUGCUGAGGAAGAGCAGCUUCCCCGAGACGGAGGAGAAGGUGCGGAGGCUGAAGCGGAAGAACGCAGAGCUGGCGGUCAUUGCCAAGCGCCUGGAGGAGAGAGCCCGGAAGCUGCAGGAGACUAACCUGCGGGUGGUGAGUGCUCCCAUGCCCAGUCCAGGGGCCAGCUUGGAGUUGUGCCGGAAGGCCCUGGCCCGCCAGCGAGCCCGGGACCUCAGUGAGACAGCCAGUGCCCUGCUGGCCAAGGACAAGCAGAUUGCUGCCUUGCAGCGGGAGUGCAGGGAGCUGCAGGCCAGGCUCACCCUGGCUGGCAAGGAGGGCCCCCAGUGGCUCCACGUGCGGGACUUCGACCGGCUGCUGCGGGAGUCCCAACGGGAGGUGCUGCGGCUGCAGAGGCAGAUCGCCCUGCGCAACCAAAGGGAGCCGCCCCCGCCGCCUCGGCCCCCAGGCCGGGCCGCCCCGGCCAGAGCAGGGGCGCCCGCCCCCGGGGCCCCGGGAGAGGCCACGCCCCAGGAGGAUGUGGAAAACCCACCCGUGGUCCUAGGGGAGCCAGAGAAACAGCAGAGGGUGCAGCAGCUGGAAUCAGAGCUCAGCAAGAAGCGGAAGAAAUGCGAGAGCCUGGAGCAGGAAGCCCGGAAAAAGCAGAGGCGAUGUGAGGAGCUGGAACUGCAGCUGAGGGAAGCCCAGAGUGAGAAUGCCCGCCUCGUGGAGGAGAACUGUCGGCUCAGUGGGAGAGCCACGGAGAAGGAGCAGGUGGAAUGGGAAAAUGUGGAGCUGAGGGGCCAGCUCCUGGGAGUGACGCAGGAGAGGGACUCGGCCCUUCUCAAGAGCCGGGGCCUGCAGAGCAAGCUGGAGAGCCUGGAGCAGGUGCUGAAGCACAUGCGGGAGGUGGCCCAGCGGAGGCAGCAGCUGGAGGUGGAGCACGAACAGGCCCGGCUGAGCCUGCAGGAGAAGCAGGAGGAGGUCCGGAGGCUGCAGCAGGCCCAGGCAGAAGCCCAGAGGGAACACGAAGGGGCCGUGCAGCUGCUGGAGUCUACCCUGGAUUCCAUGCAGGUCCGGGUUCGAGAACUGGAGGAGCAGUGCCGCAGCCAGACUGAGCGCUUCAGCCUCCUGGCGCAGGAGCUCCAGGCCUUCCGCCUGCACCCGGGCCCCUUGGAUCUGCUCACCUCCGCCCUGGGCUACAGUACCCUUGGGGACCGCCCGCCACCCCCAUGCUGCUGCUCUACCCCCCAGCCCUGCCGGGGAUCUGGCCCCAAAGACCUUGACCUCCCGCCAGGCUCCCCAGGGCGCUGCACCCCAAAGUCUUCCGAGCCUGCCCCUGCCACCCUUGCUGGGGGCCCUCGAAGGACGGCCAGGAAGGCAGAGUCUCUCUCCAACUCCUCUCGUUCCGAGUCCAUCCACAACAGCCCCAAGUCAUGCCCUACGCCCGAGGUGGACACAGCCAGCGAGGUGGAGGAGCUGGAGGCAGACAGCGUCUCCCUGCCCCCAGCAGCACCGGAGGGCAGCCGGGGGGGAUCCAGGAUCCAGGUCUUCCUCGCUCGCUACAGCUACAACCCCUUCGAGGGCCCCAAUGAGAACCCAGAGGCAGAGCUUCCGCUUACCGCUGGCGAGUACAUCUACAUCUAUGGCAACAUGGACGAGGAUGGCUUCUUUGAAGGGGAGCUCAUGGAUGGCCGAAGGGGCCUGGUCCCUUCCAAUUUUGUAGAGCGUGUGUCCGACGACGACCUCCUGACCUCCCUGCCUCCAGAGCUGGCUGAUCUGUCCCACAGUUCAGGCCCUGAACUCAGUUUCCUGAGUGGAGGCGCGGGCGGCAGCAGUAGCGGGGGCCAGAGCAGCGGGGGACGCAGCCAGCCCAGAGCAGAGGAAGAGGCUGCAGGGGACGAGCUCAGUCUGAGCCCCUCGCCCGAGGGCCUGGGUGAGCCCCCGGCCGCGCCUUACCCCCGCUGUCUGGCUGUCCUCAAGCAGCUGGCCCACAGCGUGGUGCUGGCCUGGGAGCCGCCUCCUGAACGCGUGCAGCUGUGCGGCUACCACGUCUGUGUGAAUGGGGAGCUGCGGCAGGCCCUGGGGCCCGGGGCACCCCCCACGGCUGUGCUUGAGAAUCUGGACUUGCAGACCGGGCCCCUCCGUGUCUCUGUUCAGGCCCUGACCAGCUGGGGCGGCUCUGACCCUCUGCGCUGUUGCUUGGUGCUAGGGGCCCGGGCCGGGGUGGCACCUAGCCAGCUGCGGGUCCAUCGACUGACAGCCACGUCCGCUGAGAUCACCUGGGCGCCCGGCAAUAGCAACUUGGCCCAUGCCAUCUACCUCAAUGGGGAAGAGUGCCCCUCUGCCUGCCCUAGCACCUACUGGGCCACCUUCUGCCACCUGCGACCUGGUACAGUCUAUCAGGCCCGAGUGGAGGCUCAGCUCCCGUCUCGAGGGUCCUGGGAACCAGGCUUGGAGAGGCCAGAGCGGCGGGCUGCCACCCUGCAGUUCACCACACUCCCAGCAGGCCCACCUGAUGCCCCCCUGGAUGUGCAGAUUGAGCCAGGGCCCUCCCCUGGAAUCUUGAUCAUCAGCUGGCUCCCGGUAACAAUUGAUGCUGCUGGCACCUCCAACGGCGUCCGGGUCACAGGCUAUGCCAUUUAUGCUGAUGGGCAGAAGAUCAUGGAGGUGGCCUCCCCUACGGCAGGCAGCGUGCUGGUGGAGUUGUCGCAGCUGCAGCUGCUGCAGGCGUGCCGCGCGGUGGCCGUGCGCACCAUGUCGCCCCACGGCGAGUCGGCUGACUCCAUCCCGGCUCCCGUCGCCCCCGCCCUGGCUGCAGCCUCCUCGCCAGCCAGGGUCUCCUGCCCCUCCCCACAACUGGGCUCGGAGGCCAGACCGCCCCUUGCUCCAGCCUCCCCGGGGCCUGGAGACCCCAGCUCUCCCCUCCGGUGCCCCAACCCCCGUGGAACUCGAGAGCCCCCCGGGGGCUCCCCAGCAAGCUCUCCCGGAGAGACACCAAAAGGAUCCUCAGAGGAGCCCCCAGUGCCUGGCUCUCAGGAGGAGGCUGGGCCAGCUGUGCUGGGUGCCCCAGGGGACAGCAAGGCCAGUGAGCCAGCCUUGGGAGAGCGAGUUCCUGGCCCUGCAGCUUCCUCCCUGGCCGAGGAGGAGGCUGAGUGGACCGCGGGAGAGGCCCGCCCGGCCCCUGGCUCCACCCAGGUAACACUGGCCCAGAGGCUGCCCUGUGCUGAGGCCUGCCGUGGAGGAGACACAGGGCCUGGGCUGAGGCCCAGGGCUGAGAGAGAGGACACGGCCGAGCUUGGGGUCCGUCUGGGGAACUCCCUUGUGGACCAUGGCCGCAACUCAGAUCUGUCAGACAUCCAAGAGGAGGAGGAGGAAGAGGAAGAGGAGCUGGGUGUCAGGACUUGCUCUUUCCAGAAGCAGGUCGCUGGCAACAGCCUCAGGGACGAUGGGGCCAAGCCCCAGCCCGACCCCUUCUGUGAGACUGACAGCGACGAGGAGAUCUUGGAGCAGAUCCUGGAGCUGCCUCUCCAGCAGUUCUGCAGCAAGAAGCUCUUUAGCAUCCCUGAGGAGGAGGAAGGAGAGGACGAGGAGGACGAGGAGGACGGGAAGAGGCCAGGGGCGGGCUCUUCUUCCCGAGACCCCGACCCACCUGAGCCUGCCUUCCUGGGGCUGGGCUGUGACAGCGGUCGGCCCCGAGGACCUGGCCUUUGUCCUUUGUCUCCCGAGCCCUCCAGGGCUGGGGACCGCCUGGAGGACAUGCCUGGACUAGUUGGCGGAAGCAGCUGGAGAAAAGGAAGUGGCUCCCCCGAGAAGCCCCCCAACCGCAGGCGGUCCCCAGAUCCCCGUGAACACUGCAGCCGACUUCUCAGCAACGGCGGGUCCCAGGCCUCUGGACGACCAGGCCCCGCCCGGGAGAGGGGCGGCCCCCCCGUGGGCGAGGGCACCAGGGCUGGACCAGAGACUGGUGGGAGAGGGCGGCCGGCCCCUUCGAGGAGGUGCCCCCGUGGCCCAGCCCCAGAAUCAGGCCUGGCCAGCUGCCUCUCCCCCAAGUGCUUGGAAAUCAGCAUCGAAUAUGAUUCUGAGGAUGAGCAAGAGACGGGCGGCGGGGGCAUCAGCGUCACCAGCUCCUGCUACCUCGGAGAUGGGGAGGCGUGGGGCGCAGCACCCACGGGAAGGCUCAGGGGGCCUCCGAAGGCCAAUUCAGGCCCCAACCCCUACCCACGCCUCCCGGCCUGGGAGAAAGGGGAGCCAGAGCGGAGAGGCCGCAGUGCAACUGGCAGAGCCAAGGAGCCACCCUCCCGGGCAACAGAGACUGGGGAGCCCAGAGGGCAGGACGGCUCUGGGCGGAGGGGCCCCCAGCGGAGAGGGGGCCGGGCCCCCAGGCCAGGCUCCGCGGAGCUGGCCCCUCCGAGGAGCCCUCCAGAAGAAGCACUGGCUUACCAGGACCUACCUGUCAGGGUCUUUGUGGCUCUGUUUGACUAUGACCCCGUGUCGAUGUCUCCCAACCCUGAUGCCGGGGAAGAGGAGCUCCCCUUCCAGGAGGGCCAGAUCCUGAAGGUGUUUGGGGACAAGGAUGCCGAUGGCUUCUAUCGGGGUGAAGGCGGGGGCCGGAUGGGCUACAUCCCCUGCAACAUGGUGUCCGAGGUGACUGCGGACAGUCCUGCAGGGAGACAGCAGCUGCUCCAGCGGGGCUAUUUGUCCCCAGAUGUUCUCAUUGAGGGUUCAGGGAACGGUCCCUUUGUCUACUCCACAGCUCGCACAGCUGGGCCUCCCCCCAAGCCCCGCCGCUCCAAGAAAGCUGAGUCGGAAGGCCCUGCCCAGCCCUGUGCAGGCGCCCCCCAGCCGGUCUCCUCUACUGGCCUGAAAGCUCCCCGCUCCAUGGUGGCUGCAUUUGACUACAACCCCCGGGAGAGCUCCCCCAACAUGGACGUGGAGGCAGAGCUGCCCUUCCGGGCAGGGGACGUCAUCACUGUGUUCGGGGGCAUGGACGAUGAUGGUUUCUACUAUGGGGAACUGAAUGGACAGCGGGGCCUGGUUCCAUCCAACUUCUUGGAGGGCCCUGGGCCUGAGGCAGGCGGCUCAGACAGGGAGCCCGGGACACCCCAGGCCGAGGGGCAGAGAACGAGGAGGAGAAGAGUCCAGUGCUAGAUGGAGAUAGAUAUAUGUAGAGAAAGCGACAUACACCGGAGCUGACCUGGCUUUUCCACCUUCUUCCAGGGAACGGGGAGGGAGCUCUUGCCGUGAGCCAGAUUUGGGCCUAGGAUCAGGCCCUCCCCUUGCCUUACUCUGGGCAAUGCCAGCUGCCACAGGAAUACAUGUCAUCCUAGGAUAUAAUGGAUAUUAUAUGGAUAAUAUACUAGGAUAUUAGCUGAGUCCUCAUAUUCUAUAGCACAUGCAGCUUAUAGAAUAUUAUGUGACAUUCAUAUGGCUCAUCAGUAUAUUAUGAUACUAUAUGACUAUGGUAUUAUAAUAUUGUGAUUAUUAUUGGUGACAGAAGGAUGACACUAACGCCACCAGUAAUAACAGUCUCCCCCACACAGUCUCCUCUGUAUCAUGACCUGUUAGGGAAUCAGAUGCAUGAUUUUCUGUCCAACUCUCCAUUUUCUCCGCUGGGGGGGGCAUAAAAUGGGAGGCUUAAACAGUUGGAGUCCGUAGAUAACCCCAGACCGUUCAUCUCUGGGGCUCAGACACUCCCUCCAUUUGUUUCCCCAGCAACCCCUCCCUCCUGGGAGCCCUGGGAGCGGAUGGGAAGGGCCUACCCCCCUCCGCCCCACCCCAGCCAGCCAUCAGCCCUGGCUAGUUGGCAAGAGACUCUUUGACCUCUGCGUGCUAGCAGAGCUCUUUGUGGGCGGCCCUGCCACAUCACCAGGGUCUUAGGUGAGGGCGGGCCCCAGGCUGGGCACCCAGCACCUGCCAGCAGACUGCCAGGCUCUGGUGGAAGAGGGGGUUUGAGGAAGGGAGUAGGGGGCAGGGGAUGGAGAACACACAGGCUGGCGGGAGCUGGCGGGGCUGUACCAGACACAGGAGGUCGCAGAGUGGAUGUGGGAAUUUGGCGGGUAGCGGGGAGGCUUGCUCGUGGCUCUCUUGUUUGCCCAGCCGCUGUUCUUAGGCCACUAACAGCACAGUCUGGGUGGGCCUGUGGCAGAGGGAGCCACUCACGGUGGCAAAGAGAGCGAGGAGGAGAUUCUGCCAGGGAGACGUGCUAAGGGAGGGGCAGCGGCAUUCAGAGCUGUGGUGGGCGCUGAGCGCCGCCCGACCGUGAGUGCCCUCUGGCCCCGGGCUCCCUGCAGCCCUCUCGGGGCCAUUCAAGGAAGAGUCUCCAUCUCCUCCCCAUGGGGUGGGCACUCCUCCACUCCCUGAAGGCCCUCGGACACCGCGUCUGCUGGCCUGUGCGGACCUGCUCCUUCCGUCUGUGCGCUGGUGCAGGAACCAUCGUUCCUGGAGUGUAUGGCUCCCUCCAGCGUCCCUGUCCCCGCUCUCCCUUCGGUUGGGAGGGGAUGACGUGGGGGAUUUGAAGCACCCAACCCGAGGGUCAAGUCCAAGGACUCUUGAGCCCAGCAUCCUACAGAGAAACCCAGAGAAGGGGAGGGGCUUGCCCAGGUCCAAGUGAGCAGAGCAGAAAUGAGACUCCACGUCUGUCCCUUCCGACUCCCAGCGAAGUGCUCCCUCAGCAUCAUCGCGCCCGUUUGCCUCUCUGUGCUCUGGGUGGGGCACUAGCCAGGCGGUGGGUUUUGGUUCGCGACUGUGGUUCCGUGACCUGGGGUCUGCAGGCCCCUGAGGUUGUGGCGGAACGGAGGCGGGUUGGGUUGGGGGUCAGGCCCUGACCUUGCCCCUUUUCUCUCCC
Messenger RNA from Balaenoptera musculus (blue whale), 8092 nucleotides. RefSeq names its product TSPO associated protein 1 (gene TSPOAP1). The transcript is spliced from 32 exons. Lineage: Eukaryota; Metazoa; Chordata; Mammalia; Artiodactyla; Balaenopteridae. The record is from RefSeq and is a predicted model, not a curated record. Gene Ontology annotation, cellular component: mitochondrion. The coding region runs from base 835 to 6396 and encodes 1853 amino acids. Gene Ontology annotation, biological process: neuromuscular synaptic transmission. Gene Ontology annotation, molecular function: protein binding.